AGUAAAAAUAAAAAAAAAUAAAAAAAUCGAUUCUUUGUUUCCCUUUUUAUUUUGUUUCUAAAAUAAAAAAAUGUCUUAUACGAAAAAAUACACUUUUGCUCCACUUCCUCAUACGAGUCGUGGCGAGUCUAUUAAACUUGAUGCAGACCCCAAGGGAAAAUCUUUUACUUAUACCAAUGGAAAAUCCGUUUUCAUCCGAGAUUUGCAGAACCCUUCUAUCGCAACCGAAUAUGUAGGUCAUAAGGCUCAAACAACCGUCGCUCGUUUCAGUCCAAGUGGUUACUACAUUGCAUCUGGAGAUGUCCAAGGUAACAUUCGUAUUUGGGACACCGUGAAUGAGGAACACAUUUUAAAGAACGAGAUUCGACCCAUCUCUGGCAAGAUGAGCGAUAUUGCAUGGGACAGUGAGAGCAAACGACUGAUUGGUGUAGGUGAAGGCAAAGAAAGUUUCGGUCAUGCCUUUUCAUUUGAUACUUUAUCCUCGGUAGGUGAAAUCACGGGUCAUUCCAAGAUCAUCAAUAGUGUCAGUAUCCGUCAACAACGUCCGUUCAAAGCCGUCACGGCCUCCGAUGAUAUGACCGUGGCCUUUUUAACCGGCGUACCUUUUAAAUACGUCAAGACCAUUGCCGAUCAUACGCGAUUUGUGCACGCUGUUCAGUUCUCCCCGAACGGUGAUUUCUUUGCAAGCGCUGCUGCAGAUGGUAAGAUGUUUUUAUAUGACGGUAAAACCGGUGACAAAAUCGAAGAGUUGACCACCGCUGAAAAUACACACACUGCUGGUAUCUUUUCUAUCGCUUGGUCACCUGACAGUACCCACAUUUUGUCUUCUUCGGCGGAUUGUACUGCCAAGAUUUGGGACGUGAAUGCCAAGACCGUGGUCAAUACUUUUGAAAUUAAUUCGGCUGUAAACACAGUAGAUAAUCAACAAGUGGGUAAUUUAUGGUCCGGUGAGCAUUUGCUUACGUCUUCCUUAUCUGGCGAAUUCAGUUACCUUGACAAGAACAGUGGCAAGGUCUCUCAUCAUAUUGAUGGACACAGUAAAGCCAUCACGGCACUUGCGAUCUCUGAAGAGAACACCUUUUUCACAGGUUCUUAUGAUGGUCGUGUCUUUGAUUGGAAGUAUGGUGCGGAGGGAGAUAAGACAAGUGCUGAACGUAUCGAUGGUGACGGCCACAAGAACCAGGUGACGGCGAUUGCUUCCAAGGACAAUGAUCUCUUGUCCGUUGCGAUGGAUGAUACCAUGCGUCAUGGAUCUGUCAGUGAUUGUAAGUUUAGUGAGAAGAUCAUCUCUACGGGAUCUCUUCCCUCGUCUCUCGCUGUAUCGGAUAACAAGACAACGGUGGUUGCUACGAAUGAAAGUGUGUUGAUUUACAAUGAUCAGCUCCAAAAGAUGGGUGAACUUGAACAUCCCGGAUUUACGCCUUCUGCUGUAGAUAUCAGCCCUGAUGGUAAAACUGUGUAUGUUGGUGGUCAGGAUAACAAGGUUCGCGUAUAUGAAUUAAGCAGCGGUCAAUUAACCCAUGUGGGCGACUUGGACCGAAAUCUCGGCAACAUUAGUGCGUUGGCAGUGCAUCCUGAGUUAAAGCUAAUUGCGGUAGGCGAUAGUGUAGGCAAGAUUUUUGUGUAUGAUACGGAGAGUAAGGAACCUGUGAUUCAAAAAUGGGUCUUCCAUACCAGUCGUAUUACGUCUUUGGAUUGGUCCCGAUGUGGCGGUUAUUUGGUCAGUGGAAGUAUUGAUACCAAUGUCUAUGUUUGGAAUCGAGAGGUACCUACCAAGAAGGUGGUGAUCAAGAAUGCUCAUGUGGAUGCUGUCAAUAGUGUCAAAUUUUUAAAGAAUACCACCACACUCACGGUUGUCUCUGUAGGACAAGAUGCUGCAGUACGUGUUUGGGAUAUCGCCUUUUAAGUCACCCACCGCGUUUCCUUAAAUAAAUAAAUAAAAAAUAAAAAAAAAAACGCC
Messenger RNA from Mucor mucedo, 1960 nucleotides. Its product is annotated as WD40-repeat-containing domain protein. The transcript is spliced from 6 exons. The record is from RefSeq and is a predicted model, not a curated record. Gene Ontology annotation, molecular function: actin filament binding. Gene Ontology annotation, biological process: positive regulation of actin filament depolymerization; actin filament depolymerization. The coding region runs from base 71 to 1906 and encodes 611 amino acids. NCBI's taxonomy places the organism in Eukaryota, Fungi, Mucoromycota, Mucoromycetes, Mucorales, Mucoraceae. Gene Ontology annotation, cellular component: cortical actin cytoskeleton.